AUGCACCCACCCAAGCCAACAGCUGAUGAGAUCGAUGCAGUCAUACAGGCUGCCACGUCUGCAUCCCCGCAUGCCGCCUACUCUGCCGUGCGUCCCCCACGAGACACGCGCACUCAGCUCUUCGUCGGCAAUCUACCGUAUCGCGUGCGCUGGCAAGACCUAAAGGAUCUCUUCCGACGCGCGGGUACGGUCUUACGAGCGGAUGUCUCUCUAGCGCCUGACAACAGGAGCAGAGGAUACGGCACGGUGCUGCUUGCGUCUGCAGAAGAUGCCGGGAGGGCGAUAGAUAUGUUCAAUGGGUUUGUGUGGCAGACACGGACGUUGGAGGUCAGGCAUGACAAGAUGGGCGUCACGGCGAUGGGCGAGGAAUUUCACAACUCGGUGGUGGGGGCCAGCACAGGGACGGGACUGGGCGUCGGGAUGGGAUUCGGUGGGGGGACGACGUCUGGAGCAGGUACACCGUUCCCCCAGCUGCAAACGAAUCUGCCAGGCCCACUAUCACGUCCACCCACAACGACCCUGCCGUUCCACAUACAGUGGCAAGACUUGAAAGACCUAUUCCGGCAAGCUGGCACGAUCUUACGCGCAGAUGUCGCACUCGGGCCUGAUGGACGUUCGAGGGGAUUCGGGACAGUGAGUUUUGCGACCGAAGGAGAUGCAGAAAGAGCGGUCAAAAUGUUCAAUGGGUGA
This is a messenger RNA of Phanerochaete carnosa HHB-10118-sp, 690 nucleotides long. RefSeq lists its product as uncharacterized. Gene Ontology annotation, molecular function: mRNA binding. The record is from RefSeq and is a predicted model, not a curated record. Bases 1 to 690 code for a protein of 229 amino acids. The transcript is spliced from 3 exons. Gene Ontology annotation, biological process: regulation of mRNA stability involved in response to oxidative stress. Gene Ontology annotation, cellular component: cytoplasm; post-mRNA release spliceosomal complex; nucleus. NCBI's taxonomy places the organism in Eukaryota, Fungi, Basidiomycota, Agaricomycetes, Polyporales, Phanerochaetaceae.